Molecule: messenger RNA, 357 nt
Organism: Parastagonospora nodorum SN15
Lineage: Eukaryota; Fungi; Ascomycota; Dothideomycetes; Pleosporales; Phaeosphaeriaceae
Exons: 1
Coding region: 1-357 (118 amino acids)
Source: RefSeq, a predicted model, not a curated record
AUGAAGAAGGAUGACGAUGAAGACGAUGCCCCGACAUAUGUUCUCGAAGACACCAAAGAAUCCCUGACGAAGGAGGAAUACGAAGCAUUCGUUUCUGGAAAAGAUCCUAAAGACACAGACGAGGCUGCAACUGGUGCGAAGAGCGACCAGGAUGCCGCCAUGAACGCACCAACACAGAAAGAUAAGAUUGCCGAGGUGGGUGCUGUCACAAAGAAGAGGAAGGCUGUCAAGAUUGUCAAUGAAGAACCGGAAGACGAGAAGAACAGCGACCCGAAGAACGUUGACGCAAAGUCGAAGAAAAAGCCAAAGAAGAAGGCCAAAACAGUCAAGCUUACUUUUGGGGACGACGACGGCUGA